AUGAUGAACCACAAAGAAUUAUUAGGUGUCUAUGUUACCAACAUCUCAUUAAAAGCAACACAAAAGACAGUAUCAGACUUUUUUAGCUUCUGUGGAAAGAUCAAUGAAUUAAGUCUCCAAGUCGAUUCAACAGGACAAGGUCAAGAAGCAGUAGUUGUUUUCGAUUCCGAGUCUGCUGCCAAGACUGCUUUAUUACUUACCAAUGCUUUAAUAGUUGACAAGGUUAUUACUGUCGUACAAUAUACUUCAAAUAUUUCAUUUGCUAAUGAAGCUCCACAUAUUGAAGGACAAGAUGAACAGCAACAACAACAACCACAAGUAGCUGCUGUUGAAGGACAAGAACAAUUACAAUCACAAAAUAAUGUACCAGCUGAUGAAAGAAGUAAAACAUCAGUAGUUGCAUCAUUAAUUGCAGCAGGAUAUCAAUUGGGAAGUGAAACAGCAACAAAGGCACGUCAGUUUGAUGAUGAACAUAGCCUUUCAUUGAGAAUCAAGGUUGGUGCCGAGAGUGCCAAGGCCUCGGUUCAAGAGUUUGACCAAAAGUUCCAUAUUAGUGAAAAUGCUGCUGCCAUCAAGACAGUAGUUGUUGAAAAGGUUGGAGAGAAUGCUACUGUUGUCAAGACUGUAGUUGUUGAAAAGGCCAAGCAAGUCGACGACAUGUUCCAAAUAUCCGACAAGUUUAAGGCUGCCACAGAUGCCCUCUCGCUACAAGCUACAUCGGCAUUUGCCAAGGCCCAAGAAAAUCAAACCGUUUCCUCUGGUGUCUCUUUCUUUUCCAGUUUAUCUACUAGCAUUAGAAACGUCCAACAAUCAGUCACCACCAGAGUCCAACAACAGGUUCAACAAAUUUCAGAUGAAACAAAGACUCGUAUUGAUGAAAUCGACGCUGAAAAGAAACAACAACAACCAACAGAAAAUGAUAGUUUACUCGGUCAAAGAGGUGCCGAAUAUGAUGACCCACAACAACCAUUACAACCAGUCGUUGAAAUCAAUCAUGAAAUUAAUAACAACAACAACUAUAACAAUGGUGAAAUUUAA
This is a messenger RNA of Cavenderia fasciculata, 1038 nucleotides long. RefSeq names its product RNA-binding region RNP-1 domain-containing protein. The transcript is spliced from 4 exons. Lineage: Eukaryota; Evosea; Eumycetozoa; Acytosteliales; Cavenderiaceae. Gene Ontology annotation, molecular function: RNA binding. The coding region runs from base 1 to 1038 and encodes 345 amino acids. The record is from RefSeq and is a predicted model, not a curated record.